AGAAGAGCCAAAGUAUGUUUAUUGAAUUAAAUUGUUCGAUGCGUGUCGAUUCAUGUAUAAUAUAGACCAAUAUUUUGCGCCGAUAACUCAGUCCACGUCAUUCUAGACCCCUUAAUAAUGCUUCCAACAUAGUUGUCGUUUCGAGAACGAAGUCUCGAGAAAUAUAAAUUUAGCAUGGCAGCAUUGAUCCCGGAUGUUCAUAGUGUCAAAGCGAAGGCGUUACAAAUCUUCGCCGAGAAAUUUAACGAACAAGCCGCCAUCUGCGUGUACGCACCGGGUCGUGUUAAUCUCAUCGGCGAGCACACCGAUUACAAUGAGGGCUUUGUGUUGCCAAUGGCGUUACCGAUGAUCACGGUGAUAGCCGGGAAAUCUCACGAUGGCCAAAAAACCAAAAUUAUUUCUUUGAGCGACGUAGUCGACGCUACGAACGAGUUCGAAUUUGAAGCAGGAAAGCGAGCUGAUAUAAAACCGGGGGAGCCAAAGUGGGCCAACUAUAUAAAAGGAUGCAUCGCCAAUUUUAUUUGCGAAGUUCCUGCGUUUAAAGCUGUGAUUAUAUCGACUGUACCGGCGGGCGCUGGUCUUAGCAGUUCGGCGGCUCUAGAAGUAGCAACAUAUACUUUUUUAGAGACUUUGAGCGGGAAGAAACCGGAGAAACCAGAACAGAAGGCUUUGGCAUGUCAAAAAGCGGAGCACGACUUUGCUGGAGUGCCUUGCGGUAUAAUGGACCAGUUCAUCUCGGUAAUGGGCAAGGAAGGCUGCGCUCUUCUACUUGACUGCCGAGAUCUCACUAUUAAGCAGAUACCCAUGGUACAUAUAGACGACUAUAUCUUUCUCAUAACAAACUCGAACGCGCCGCACAAGUUGAGCUCGAGUGCUUACUGUGAGCGCCGAGAUUGUUGUUAUGAAGCUGCUAAAAUGCUAGGCAAGAAGAGCUUGAGAGACGCGGAUAUGAAAGAUAUCUUAGCGUUAAUAUCACGGAAUAUCGUGUCCGAUUCUGUUGUGAAAAGAGCUCGUCACGUAGUCACGGAAAUUCAACGUACCCAAGACGCUGCAAUAGCGCUCGAAAAAGGCGACUUUCAGUUAUUCGGCCAAUUAAUGAACGAGAGUCACGAUUCAUUGCGCGAUGAUUACGAAGUUUCGUCCAAGGAGCUUGAUUCACUUGUUUCGGCGGCUAGAGAAGUGGAUGGUGUGUUAGGAAGUCGUUUGACAGGCGCGGGUUUCGGUGGUUGCACUGUCACUUUGUUGAAAAAAGAUGCGGUUAAUAAGGCGAUCCAACAUAUGAAAGCAAGAUAUUCUGGUGUACCUGUAUUCUACAUAGCGACGCCGUCCGGAGGUGCACGAGAAGUCGACGUGAAUUAAUUGCGGUGAAAUCGGCUGCUUGGAUAUGCGUGGAAUCUAUUACAACGGGCAUAGCGGUUCCCUCUCGCAAUCCUUGCUUACUAAUGACGGCUCGUACGUAUUCGACACUUGGAAAUACCAGACUUCGAUCCGGAGUUAUUACAAGAUAUUCA
This is a messenger RNA of Cataglyphis hispanica, 1511 nucleotides long. Its product is annotated as galactokinase-like. The record is from RefSeq and is a predicted model, not a curated record. Gene Ontology annotation, biological process: galactose metabolic process; carbohydrate phosphorylation. The coding region runs from base 175 to 1359 and encodes 394 amino acids. NCBI's taxonomy places the organism in Eukaryota, Metazoa, Arthropoda, Insecta, Hymenoptera, Formicidae. The transcript is spliced from 8 exons. Gene Ontology annotation, cellular component: cytosol; cytoplasm. Gene Ontology annotation, molecular function: galactokinase activity; ATP binding.